UUUUUCCUCCGCUCUCGCUCCCCUCCCCUCCCCCGAAAGUCCGGGAACAAAGAGAAGGAGUCGCGGCGGCGGCGGCGGCGGCGGCGGCGGUCCGUGGGGGCGCGCAGGCGAGAGGUAUACAGUUAUGGCCACCCAGGUGAUGGGGCAGUCUUCUGGAGGAGGAAGUCUAUUCAGCAACAGUGGCAACAUGGGUAUGGCCUUACCCAACGACAUGUACGACCUCCACGACCUCUCCAAAGCUGAACUGGCUGCACCCCAGCUCAUCAUGUUAGCAAAUGUGGCCUUGACAGGGGAAGUAAAUGGCAGCUGCUGUGAUUACCUGGUUGGUGAAGAAAGACAGAUGGCAGAACUGAUGCCUGUUGGGGACAACAACUUUUCCGAUAGCGAAGGGGAAGGACUUGAGGAGUCUCCUGAAUUAAAAGGCCACCCCAGUGGGCUGGAAAACAUGGAACUGAGAGGUCUGGAGCUCAGUGCCGUGGAACCACAGCCUGUGUUUGAAGCAUCAGCUGCCCCGGAAAUGUACAUUUCCAAUAAAGACCUCCCCCCCGAGACCCCUGGGACAGAGGACAAAUGCAAGAAUUCGAAGGCCAAGCCAUUUCGCUGUAAGCCAUGCCAGUACGAAGCAGAGUCCGAAGAGCAGUUUGUGCACCACAUCAGGGUUCACAGUGCUAAAAAGUUUUUUGUGGAAGAAAGUGCAGAGAAGCAGGCCAAAGCCAGGGAAUCUGGCUCUUCCGCUGCUGAAGAGGGUGAUUUCUCCAAAGGCCCGAUCCGCUGUGAUCGCUGUGGCUACAAUACCAACCGGUAUGAUCACUACACUGCUCACCUAAAGCACCACACCAGAGCUGGGGAUAACGAGCGCGUCUACAAGUGUAUUAUUUGCACAUACACGACAGUGAGCGAGUAUCACUGGAGGAAACACUUGAGAAACCAUUUCCCAAGGAAAGUCUACACCUGUAGCAAAUGCAACUAUUUUUCAGACAGGAAAAAUAAUUAUGUUCAACAUGUUCGGACUCAUACAGGAGAGCGCCCUUAUAAAUGUGAACUUUGUCCUUACUCAAGUUCUCAGAAGACUCAUCUGACUCGGCACAUGCGCACUCACUCAGGUGAGAAGCCAUUUAAAUGUGAUCAGUGCAGUUAUGUGGCCUCUAAUCAGCAUGAAGUGACCCGGCAUGCAAGACAGGUUCACAAUGGGCCUAAACCUCUUAAUUGCCCUCACUGUGACUACAAAACAGCAGAUAGAAGCAACUUCAAAAAGCACGUAGAGCUGCAUGUUAACCCAAGGCAGUUCAACUGCCCCGUGUGUGACUACGCAGCUUCCAAGAAGUGUAAUCUACAAUAUCAUUUCAAAUCUAAGCAUCCUACCUGUCCCAGCAAAACAAUGGAUGUCUCCAAAGUGAAACUAAAGAAAACCAAAAAGAGGGAGGCUGACUUGCAUAGUAAUACCAUCACCAAUGAAAAGACAGAGACAGAGCAGACAAAAACAAAGGGGGACGUGUCUGGAAAGAAAAAUGAGAAACCUGUAAAAGUAGAGAGAAAAGAUGUUUCAAAAGAGAAGAAGGCUUGUAGCAGUGUCCCAGUGGUCCAGGUGACCACCAGAACUCGGAAAUCAGCGACGGAGACUAAAGCAGCAGAGACGAAACAUGUAGAUGUGCAUACAGGAGAUAAUUCAGAAAAGUCCUGUAAAGGCAAGAAAAACAAAAGAAAGAUGGAUGCUGAAGCCCAGUCUUCAGACAGUCCCGUGAAUGAGGAACCAGUGACAAAAAAGAAAAAAAAGAUAGAAAGCAAAUCCAAAAAUAGUACCGAAGUGCCAAAGGGUGACAGCAGAAUGGAGGAGAGUAAGGGGGACAAUAAGAAGCAAAAUGCCUCCACUAAGAAAAGUGCAAAGAAGAAAACUCUAAAAAGUAAAUCAAGUAAGAAAGGCAGCAAACCUGCGCAGUCAGAGCCCCCUGCCAGCGAGCUGGAUCAGGUGUCUCCAGUUCCCGAGCUCACUCUGACAGGAUCUACUCAGACGGAGCUUCCUUCUCCCAUGGAUAUUGCUCAGACAGGACCUGCUCAUGUGGAGGAUUCCCAGACAGGGCCUCCGCAGGUGGAGCCUCCUCCUCCCACCGAGCCUGCUGAGGUGGAGCUGCCAUCUCCCGUGGAGCCUCCACAGCACGUGGAGCCUCCCCAGAGGGAACCAGCUCCUCCCUUGGAGCUGCACCAGGUGGAGCCCCCUGUCAUGGGGCCUCCCGAAGUGGAGCUACCCUCUCCCAUGGAGCUGCCUCAGGUGGAGCCACCACCUUCCAUGGAGCAUUGUCAGAAAGAGCUGCCUUCUCCUAUGGAGCAUGCUCAGACUGAGGUUACCCAGACGGUUUCUACUCAUGUGUCUGUUCAGAAGGAGCCUCCUCCUGUCAUGGAGCCAUCUCUUCAAGUCAAGCCAAUUACCAAAAGGUCAUCUCCCCGAAAAGAGUACACAGAGGAGAAGUCGGAUGUGCAGAAUGAGGUGGUGCGGCAGGAGCAGGUCCUUAUUGAGGUUGGCUUAGUGCCUGUUAGAGACAGCCAGCUUCUGAAGGAAAGCAAGAGCGCACAGGAUCUUCCAGCCCCACCACCGCCACCGCCAAAGGGAAACUCACAAGAAGAGACACCUGACAACCGAAAGCCAGUCUCUGAUGGAGAAGGAAAUAAAAUAGCCCCUCUCAAGAAAGUAGGAACAGAGGAAGCCGCUGAGGGUUUAGCUGAGCUUGCUGCUACCAACGAGUCUACCAGUGUUUCAUCCUCUGAACACUCGAACGCAACAGGUGGUGAAGCACUGCAGGCCAAGGGUCAGGCCGACUCCACUGGAGUCUGUGAAAUGGAAGUGUCUGCUGAGCAGAACAUAGUAGACAGUGUCCCUGUGAAAGAUGCAGUUGAGCCGGUGUCAGCUCUUACCCCACCAGCAGACCGUGAAACAGAAUCACCACCGAUCACUUUGGCCGAAAACGAGUCUCAGGAAAUUGAUGAAGAUGAAGGCAUCCAUAGCCAUGAUGGAAGUGACCUGAGUGACAACAUGUCGGAGGGCAGUGAUGAUUCUGGGUUACAUGGGGCUCGGCCAGUGCCACAAGAAGCUAGUUCAAAAGCUGGAAAGGAAGGGUUGCCAGUUAAAGUCUGUAUUUUCUGUGACCGUUCUUUCAGAAAGGAAAAAGAUUAUAGCAAACACCUCAAUCGCCAUUUGGUUAAUGUAUACUUCCUGGAAAAAGCAGCUGAGGGGCAGGAGUAGUUCAGCCGUGGACGAAGUGCAGUUCACAGUUAAUGAGCGUGCAUCUACUUUUUGUUUGUGACAGUAGACAAACUUAACUUGCUUUAAUUAGUGUUGAGUGCUGAUUUUUAAGUGACGUUCUUUUUCUCUAUGUCUAUAGUGAUUGUUGCAUACAUUUUAGCAAAUCCUAGGAGUCAGUAUAAGAAAAUGUACCUAAAUCUGUUAGCUUGGGCAGUCAGGUGAAAGAGAAGGGCAAGAUGGUAGAACAUGCUUUCGUGGGUUGUCCACCUAUCAGUUUUUUCCUGUCUUUUUCACUUUACUUCCUAUUUUCACUUCCUUGUUUAGAUUGAUAAAAAUUGGCUUAGCAAAUUACUUGAAGAAUUUGCCUGCUUCAUAUAAAUAAAGUUAGCACUUUACAGUUUCUUUAGAGAUGAGAAAAGACAUUUAAAUUGAAGAAAAAUCCUCAACAGUGGACAUUGUAUCUCUCCAGGUAAUUGCUUCCUGAUUUACUCUGAUAUUCUGUGUUUCUAUGUUAAUCGGAUAAAGUGCUGUUUUGGUGUUUGUUGUUUCGGGGCUUUGCUGGCGGAAGAUUGCACAUGUUUUUUCUUUUUUUUAACCUAUGCAGUUAAUCCCUCCCCAGCGAAUUGUGUUAAAUAGUAACACUUUAUACAUAUAUAUGCAUGGUUUUUGUUUUUGCUUUUUCUCUUUUUUGGAGGGAUGCUUUUAGGCCUGUUUGCAAAAGGGUUGUUUUCCCUUUUUGCUGCAAUUAUUUUGUAGAACAAUAGUGUGUGUAAGUUUAUGAACAAUGGAACAUGCAGGUUCAAUCCAUUGUCUUUUUUUUUUUUUUUUCUUUUUCUUUUUUAAGUUUAAUUUUCACCUCUUAUCUAUGCCGGAAUUCGUUUCAUAUAAGUUAUUUUGAAUGGUGAGCAUAUGUGUAAUUUCACAGCUCUUCAGUCUGAUUUUUGCAGUAAGCCACUAGAUCGCUAUUGAACAAAAUUUAAUCUCAAAUAUCAGCCACAAGAGUUAUUUUUGCUGUUUUUAAAAAGCUUAUUUCUUUCAGAGUGAUAAAUUGUCCUUUGAACCAUAGUUUAUUUUCAGUAGAUGGUUGGUGUUGGGAUGGCUACUCAACCGAGUAGAGAACUCCAAGUGAUAUUUGGAAGCCACAAACCUGGAUCCAGAUACAGCCAUCCUUCAAAUCUAGAGUAUCACUUGUGAGAAGAAGCCAUUGUCACUUGGCUAAUCUAGAAUGGAAGCAACCAGCCGCAUCUUCCUUCCAGAGAGUGCCUGAAAAAGGCUGAUGUUAAUUAAGUACAGUUCAGAUUUUUAAGAAUCAUACUUUCUCAGGGAUCACCACAAACAAGUGGGUGUCCUCACUGUCCCUGUGAGACCGCCUCUGUACAGGUGAGGCCUCUAGUGAAUUGUAGCUACCCCGGUGUUCCUCUGGGGAUGCUGUAGAGAAACUGCAUGUGCCCCAGAUCCGGUUCCCUGUGCUCUUUGGCUGUUGCCAGAGUUAUGAAAGAGCCCAACAUGGGUUUUUUCUUACUGGUAGUAGUGAAUUAAGUAUGAUCCCAGUUGGGAAUUGUGACAUUUUGAUGCUCAUGUUCUGUUUUGAAAUAACCUGAGUAUUUCAUUUAUUUUCUUUAACCUGGCGAUCUCUGAGCAGGCUUCAGAUUUUGACAGUUCAUGAAAGAUACGACAAGCAUUAAUGUAUGGAUGAAAAAAGCUUGGUGAAAUUCUGAGUGAAGUUUUACUUAAAGUUGGUUGAACUUGGAAUUGACUGGGAGGCCAAAGAUUUAAAAAGCAGAUUCUCUCAAGACAUAAGUUGUGUGAUUAUAGUGUGUGUGUUGUGUGUGCAUGCGAAUUUGUAAAUGUUGAAUUCUAGGCUCCGACAAUCAUUGUCAGUGCAGAUCAAGCUGCAAGUAUUUAUGUUUUAAAACUUAAAUUAUAAAGCUAGUUACGUCUUUCUAAUGACUAGUUUUAAUGUUCAUGAGCACAUUUUACCUACAUUGUCUUUUCAAGAUGUUGAAAAAGAUGCAUCCCAAGUGAGGCUGGGGGCUAGUUGGUUCUGAGAAAGAGGUCUUUGUGGAUUCUUUGAUACAGCAAAGGAAAACAAUUCCUUUUGGGAAUUGAACUGUUUUAAUCUGUUCUUUAAGAUUAGAAAUUUAAAAAACAAAAAUAUAAAGGAAAUUAAGACCUCAUUAAAUUGAUCUUUAAAAACAAGAUUUUGUUACCUGAGUACAUUGUUAAUUGAGUGAGACUUUUUUGAGAUUGUUCUUCCAGAAAACAAGGACUUGGUUGUCACGCCUAUAUUAGGCUUGGCCCUUGGUGCCAUGUAUUUGUACUUAGAAUUGUUUCAAUGGAAAGAGUCUUUAAUGAUUGAAACUUGUAGUACAAUUGGGGGUUCUUCCAUUUGAAAAAUGUGAUAUUUGCAUGGGAUUGUUUGGAUCUUGUUUUCUAAUCUCCCCCUCCCAGUCACCACCCUCAUAGUCUAGUCUGAAGGUAGGUUUUUCUCUUGAUAAAGGAACAAAAAUAUGAACAUCUUACUUGUAAAUUGAUAGCUAGUAACUAGUGGUAAACUUGAAAUGGUAGAAUUCUUUACAGCCUGGUCCUAGGUAGACUUAGGAAAAUGUAUCUUAAUUAUUUUUGAACCUGUAUUCACUUUGUCUUUUCAGAAUACCUUAAGUUAUAUUUUCUUUUUCAGAGCUGCUUAUUUUGGGGCUACUUUUUUUAAAAUUGUAAUUGAGGCGUAAUUCAUAAAAGGCUACAUUGUUUUGAUAAGACUUUUUUUUACAACUGUGGCUGGAUGUCUUUCUCGUCUUCCAAGAAGGGCCAUUUUGCUUUCUUUAGAUUUACUUUUAUAGUCAUGAGGUCAUCAACUUGGGCUACUUUGCAUGAAAGUGCUAAUGCAAAGUAAAAUCCAAGCUGUCCUCAUGCAGUUCACUCUAUGAAUAUUGACAGCAGAAGGAACAGCUUGUCUGUUAGUGUACUGUUACUUGUAAACUAAAACACUGACGAAACUCCAUUUUCUUUACAAAAAUCAAGGUAUAUUCUUAAGGUUUCCUGGUCGACCUCAGCAGAUGAAGUGAGCUGAUAGUCUUAGAAUGAUCUUAAGUGUACUUACAGUCUACUUGUACAGCUGGUGAGAUGGCUUCUACAGUUCUACCUGUAGUCCAUAGGCUCCCAUUAGUUACUGAAUUCUUAAAACUGGUAUUGUAACAUUACAACAAUGUUUUGCGCCAAUUUUAUAAACCUUUACAGUGCAAUAUGUGUUACUUUUCUGAGGCAAACCAAAGGUAUAUUUCUCAAGGUUCUGCUGCCUUCAGCAGCAUUUGAUGGAAGAUCUUUUAUACAUUUGUAAUAGGUAGAAAUAAACCAGAUUGCAGUUUUUGGUUUUAUUUGUUUUUUUUUUUUUGUUUGUUUGUUUUGUUUUGUUUUUUAAAUUGUAUACCAUGUACCACAUUUCUGGACAAGAUUGUGUAGGAUAAGUUAAACAUAAUUGCAUUCUAUUAACCAAUAUGAGUGUAUUUCUUAUGCAUAUAGUUACAUUAAAAUAAAGUUCUAAAACGUAUUAGACCUCUUUAUUGUCGGUGUAUCAAAGAAGCCAAGAUCACUUUAUUUUCUGUUAGUAUAUUGAAUCUUGAUAUUCUCUGUGUUUCAGUGCUGAGAUCAAACCCGGGUUCUGUGCAUUGCAGUCACGGGCUCCGUCACUGAGUUUCGUUUCCACCAAUAGUGUGUUUGAAAAAUGUCUGAGGUUAGCGGUUGAGAUGUUAUGGAUAGUAACAGCAUGGAUAGUAGGGUCCUGGCGCUUCUAGAGUUAGGAGUGUCACUGAAGUGUUAUGGUAUCACAGUGAGAAAUCGCUCCAAAGCAUGGAGCGAUUAAUAGAGGAAGAGUUCUUUAAUGAUGGUGCAAACUGGUUCUGGCUAUUGAUGGUAAGAACUGACCCUGAACAGAGAUUAUAGUAUGUGAGGCUGAGCUAAAGUACUGCUGUUAUACAUGUGUUUCCUUGUGCAAAUCUUGUAGGUUCCAAACACUUUGAGCAAUUAAACAUGCUUUACAGACACA
This is a messenger RNA of Psammomys obesus (fat sand rat), 7277 nucleotides long. It is a transcript of the gene Rest, whose product is annotated as RE1 silencing transcription factor. The record is from RefSeq and is a predicted model, not a curated record. The transcript is spliced from 4 exons. The coding region runs from base 125 to 3235 and encodes 1036 amino acids. Gene Ontology annotation, cellular component: nucleus. Gene Ontology annotation, biological process: regulation of gene expression. Lineage: Eukaryota; Metazoa; Chordata; Mammalia; Rodentia; Muridae.